Messenger RNA from Thrips palmi, 2298 nucleotides. RefSeq lists its product as uncharacterized. Gene Ontology annotation, molecular function: protein binding. The coding region runs from base 478 to 1983 and encodes 501 amino acids. NCBI's taxonomy places the organism in Eukaryota, Metazoa, Arthropoda, Insecta, Thysanoptera, Thripidae. The record is from RefSeq and is a predicted model, not a curated record. The transcript has 10 exons.
UCAGGACUUACUUUUGAUCUCCUUCCGUUUCAAGAUUCAUUGGAGUACUCUAUAUUGCCUCCGUAACAAACUGUUCACUAAGAAUUUUUGACGAGCAUUAUUUUAGGGCAUAUCUUCUGGUGUGAAUACUUUGGGUCUUACAGUGUAGAUGCAACUUGCACUGUGAAACCAAUGUCACUGCAAUUCCGCGAACCGUUCAAAAAGCAUUAUCGUAACAGUUAAAGUGAUUCUUUAUACGUUAGCACGCCCUGGGUGAGAGCUUUGGAAGCAAGUGCAGUGCUUCAUUGAAUUCUGAUAUUAUUUCAAUAAAUAGUGUCGCAUUAUCAAAAAUGACACUCAAGACUUCAACCUGAUGCGAUUUCGCUGCGGCGUGUUUCAGCCCUCCACUAGACAACCUACAGCCGGGCCCUGCCCAAGUUCGUCGCUCCAUCGACUAACUGCCGCCGUCUUCGUGGGUCGGUGCUCUUCUUCGCCGCAAUGCUGACUCGGCGACGAGCGAAGUUGAUGAGGCUGGCUGCGGAACAGGAACCGCCCCCAGAGGUCAUUGAGCUGGAACCCGCGACCCAGAUAAAUGAUCUGAGCGACCCGUCCCUUGAAUUGGUGUUCUCCUUCUUGGAUGUAAACAGCCUUAUAACAGCAUCGCAGGUGUGCUCGCGGUGGCGAGACCUCUGCAGUUCCCGGGGGGUGUGGCGCUGCCGGUCGGUGCCGUACGAGUUCGACUACGACAGCGAUGCCCACGACUACCGGGUGAUCAAACUGCUCCGGCGCGAGCACGGCGUGGUCCGCUACACCAAGCUGUCCAUUGCCACCUCCAGCUACAUCUCCCGCGUCCAAUUCUUGGACAACGGUGAAAAGCUGUCGGUUUGGACCGGGUCGUCGCUGAUGGUCCUGCUCUGCCUGCGACACCUCCUAAAAGACGGGGUCACGUCCCUGCAUCUCAAUGAAAGUCGCCACUCGGUUUCCAAGGUGGAGGCUCUGGUUCUUUGGGAAACGAUCGCCAACAAGAAGUCCAUCUGUUCCUUGCAAAUCACUUUGAAGAGAAACAGCAACUUGCUGGGGACCACGUUCGUCUGGCCACAGGGAAGUCUCACGCACGAAGUCAUGCUGUCAUGUGACGAAGCGAUGUCGGGACAACUGUGCCGUCCGAUCAGUUCUUUGCUGCGAGUGAACCGCGACCGCAUCACCAAACUCCAAAUCGGACCAGAGGACCAACAGGCGUUGCUGGACUGCAAGCCAACGCGUUUGCGAAAUCUGAAGGCGGUCCUGUUGCCCAGCUUGCUGCAAGUCUUGCAGCCCAUGGGUUGCCUCACGUACCUGUUCCUGCAUUCGCAGAAGCGGAACGAAGCGAGGUCUCGCUACGUUCUCAGGAUUCUGCUUGCCAUGCCCAAUUUGCGGCGAUCCCUGAGGCGCAUCGACAUCACGGUAUCACCAGACUUCGUGGACGUGGUCGAGAGCGAGUCCUUCCUGGGCCUCGUGGCCGCGUUCGGCGCCUCCUUGCUGUGGGUCCACGUGCGCGGCCUGUGCGCCGCCCUGGCCGACCCGGGCCGCGGACCCGGCGCGCUCAAGGACCUGCUGACGCCGCUGAGCUGCGUCAGGACGCUGCAGCUGGACGUGGAGCCCAGCGCCUUCCCGCUGCACGCCCUGCUCCCCAGGACGGUGGACGGUUGCAGCGCCGAGCCCGUCGCGCGGCUGCCGGCCUCGCUGCACAUCCUGAUGCUGGGCGACCCCAAGAAGUCGGAGCUCCUCUGCGACCCUCGUUGGCUGCAGCUGCUGCGCCGCGUCAUGGACGACUACCCGGAGCUCCACGUCAUCGUGCUGGGAAGGUGCUUGGAAACGCAGGGCAGCGGCCGUCUCGCCGGGAAGGUGCGCCUCAAGGACACGCUCGUAGUGCCGCACCCUUGCGACCACUACUGCCAGGAUUGUCAAAACACAGCCGCCAAGAAGAAAGGAUACGGAAAAGUGUACAUCCGGGACUUGUGCUAGGGAAAGUGUUGAAACGCUGUAUUAGUUCCACUCACGUGAAUCCGCGUGACAUACGGAUUCGUGUUCGGUAUCUGCGCUCUUCAGAACAUCGCUCAUGCCUUAAUGCAAGCUAUACGCAUUAUGGAUUCGUAAACAGACCGAAAGUAACGCAGACUUUUGCGUUUCAUUCCUCACGACUGAUUAAAUAUUUUGUAACAUGAUUUGUAGGUUUUCUCAGUAACUAGAAAUGUUUCAUGUCUAACUGGUGAUUGACAACAGAUUAUCUUUUGUAAAUGUAGUAUUUAUUUGUUAUUAAAUGUAUUAUGGUUCAUUUAA